Molecule: messenger RNA, 288 nt
Organism: Rhinolophus ferrumequinum (greater horseshoe bat)
Lineage: Eukaryota; Metazoa; Chordata; Mammalia; Chiroptera; Rhinolophidae
Product: biogenesis of lysosome-related organelles complex 1 subunit 5-like
Exons: 2
Coding region: 1-288 (95 amino acids)
Cellular component (GO): transport vesicle; BLOC-1 complex
Source: RefSeq, a predicted model, not a curated record
AUGAAUGGUGGAGGGAUGGAGACCACUGUGGGUGGCGAGGCCACCGUGGGCGGCAGCGACCAGAGGAGGGACUCGCUAGGGACUGCGUGCUCGCCAGCACACCUCAUUAUCAAGGGCCUUGGAGGAAUUCAUUCAUGGCUUUUAGAUCACAGACCAGUUAUUCAAGGCGAAACCCGUUAUUUUGUGAAAGAAUUAGAAGAAAAACAUGGCAAGCAGCUACUGACUCAGUCUGUAGACUGCAAGAGAGGGAGAAGGAAAGGACAAAGAUUUAUAAUGACCGUUUACUAG